Pelobates cultripes (western spadefoot toad) is the source of this 435-nucleotide messenger RNA. Lineage: Eukaryota; Metazoa; Chordata; Amphibia; Anura; Pelobatidae. The record is from the annotation of a GenBank genome assembly.
AUGGAGGAAAUACCCACCAUGCAUCCACCCUCUCCGGCCCCACUGAAUCCGGACACAUCUCCAGUGACAACUGCAGUUCUGAGGGAACUACUGGCUGACCUCCAGAAAAAUAUGCUCACUGACAUUAGAGCAGAUUUACAAGGCCUGAAACGCCAGAUUGGGAAUCUUGAGACUGCCUCCAACACCAACGCACAACAGAUAACCACGCUACAGCAGGCAGUACAGAAGCUGCAGCAACAAUCCUAUGAUCAGCGUUUCUCAAUGCUGGACGAUAUCAGGCGCAGAAACCACUUGAAAAUAAGAGGCAUUCCGGUAGCAGAAAUACCCCACCUUCUGCAGUGCCUAAUGCUGGCUCUUCUUCACCCGAAGCAGGCAAAAGCGGUUGGGGCUAAAGGGUCAUUUCAGAGUACCAAAAUCACAAAGAGCCCCUGCUGA